AUGCCCAAGGAACAGGAGCAAGGGUCUUCGAUUUCUACUGUUACUGUUAACGACGGCUCAGGCACUUCAAUCAGCCCCUCCGUUAACCAGUUAAUUAAGUCUUCCGUUGCCAAGUCUAUUGGUGCUUUAACCGAUAACCUUACGCGGGUUAUCGAAGAUCUGGGCGGUUUCGCUAAGCGGUUUUCUGAGGAGAAUAGUUCCACUGUCGAGCAAGCCAUCAAAAAGGCGCUUCGAGAAAGUUACACCUGUAAGAGAAAGAGAAAGAGAAACCAACAGCAGCUGGAUCAUAUCAUUCAAGUGCUAGUCAGAUUUAACGAAGCAUCCGACGCUUUGAAAGCAAAAUCCCACGACAAGGUCAAGGCCGCUUUGGACGCAGGUACUGAGGUUGUUUCUAAGAGGAUAAAGGUGAUUUAA
Molecule: messenger RNA, 414 nt
Organism: Pocillopora meandrina
Lineage: Eukaryota; Metazoa; Cnidaria; Anthozoa; Scleractinia; Pocilloporidae
Source: the annotation of a GenBank genome assembly